AUGGCUGCAUCUUCUGGCCAACUCCAAAACGUGAAAGAAACGUGGAACGUCAACAGUCCGACUUCUCACGAGGUUUUCUGUUUCACUUGUUUUUAUGAAAAGCCUUAAUCCAUCCAAAGCCUUGACUGAAGACACCAAUCUUCAAUAGUAAGGGGCAGAUUGAUGGGGUACAAAAACAAGACAAUAGCGACAAUUAUACGAAGUAUCUUUCUUCGGUGAAUUUAUUGAUCGUUGAAGGUUUCCUGGAUUGAAACAAGAAACUGUUCCAAGCUUUUUACACAGGCACAGAGUUUGUUUGUUUGUGUUGAAACACAUACCUGUUUAAUUAUUUUCUUACUUUCCACAUGAAUUAAAUAAAGGAAGCAUGCAUCAUAAUGCUUCACUUGAUUUGUAAGCUUUCAUUUUCAGCAAAACUUGAUAUGCAAAUUUGUGGCAAAUUUUUCUCCCAAAAUUAUUUCAGGGUUAUAGAAAUGACCCAUAGUUUUCGCUGGAUCUUUACUUUUGGCAAAAUAUUGCUUUGGAUGUUUAUGUGUGAUCUUAAUUUACGAGAAAGAACAGUUCUGCUAUGCGGCGCUUCCUCUUGGAUAGUGAAAGGCUGACAAGACAGGUAGACGUUGUUUGCGAAACAGAAUUUACCACAACAAUUUAAAAACAAAAUAUGCAGUUCUAAAUUAUGCCUUUUGAAACGAUUAAAACAGGAAAUUAACACGUGAUUUGUGUAGUAAAUGUUACCGUCUGUUUGUUUAUUUCUGAAGACAAUUUGAAACCUUUUGAAGUACAAUUAGAAACUUAAAACUCACCAAGGCCGCUUUUUUAUAGGUCUCCUGACAGUAAACAAUAACAAAGUCUCCAGCAUUUUCUAGUGGCUUGCGUUCUCAUUAUUUUCGUUCUUUCCUCCAGACUAGCUCUUCUAAAACUGGAGAUGAAACCAUACCACAGAAAGCAACUGGACAGAGUGCGUUAUCUGCAACCAGCAGAACCUUGAACGUUACUCUUCUUGGUGAUGAAUGGGGUUCAUCAGCUGGUGGGUUGUCAACCAUAAACAGAGAGCUUGCUAUUCACCUUUCAGAGCAGCCAGGAGUAAAUGUAUCUCUAUUAUGUCCAGUAAAAGCUUGCAGCACUGAAGACAUAAGAGAAGCUGGCGGCUAUGGAAUCACCAUUGUUGAGGCGAAAGAACGUGCCGCAUACGAUCGUCUUGAUUGGUUGACCAUCCCUCCCCGGUACCACUUCAUGGACAUCGUUGUUGGUCAUGGUGUAAAACUUGGUCGGCAAGUACAAUUCAUCAGAGACUCACCUCAGUUUUCAAAUUGCAAAUGGGUACAAGUGGUUCACACUGCUCCAGAGGACCUGAGCAGAUACAAAUGCUACAGUGAUCCCAUUUCAAAAGGUGAAACAAAACAAGAAUCAGAAGUUGAACUGUGCAAACUCGCUGACAUUGUUGUGCCUGUGGGACCCAGACUUAAAGAAGCCUACACUUCAUAUUUACAGCGAUGCAAGACUGAUCAAGAAGUCUUGUCCAUUACUCCAGGCCUUUUCCAAAGGGAGUUUGGGGAUUUAACGCAAACCCCUAAUGAAAAUGCUGAGUUUAAAGUACUCCUAAUCGGUCGUGGAGAUGAUGAGGACUUUGAACUGAAGGGAUACAACAUUGCUGCUCAAGCAUUUACUGAUCAACGGCUAAAAAACAAACCUUACCAUCUAAUUUUUGUCGGAGCGCCUGAAGGAAAGCAAGAAGAAGUUAGAGAAAAACUUCGUCAACGUGGUAUUGCAGAAGCACAGUUGACUGUUAGAAAAUUUGUACAAUGUAGAGAAAGACUUAAAGAUUUGUUGUGUGAAGUUGACCUUGCCAUCAUGCCAUCAAAAUCAGAAGGAUUUGGUCUUGUUGCACUGGAGGCCUUGUCUGCAGGUUUGCCCAUUCUUGUAGGCAGCAGGUCAGGAUUUGCCAAAGCAUUAGAAAAUGUUCCGAUUGGUUCUUCAUGCAUCGUGAAUUCAGAUAAUCCUGGAAAAUGGGCAGAAGCAAUAGAAGCUGUUCGUACCAGGCAUCGUAUGCGGCUGGAAGAGAUUAAAUCACUGACAGCUUCUUAUGGGAAGAUGUACAGUUGGAAGGAGCAAUGUGAGGCCCUUGUGAACAGAAUGUGGAAAAUGAGUCGUGGUACGAAAUACACCCCUUUACAAUGCUAAAAGAUUAGUUUCCUAACAAAUCACCUUCCAGUGUUGUUACUUAAAAUGCUACUGAAGGAUACCAUACAAAGACAGUCGGUUUUGUGCUGGGCAGUGACAAUCAUGCAAAAAUAAAAUUGGCUACUUGAAAUUUUGAGAUGCCUGCUUUUCCUUUCUGUUAUAGAGCUGACUGUAUAACCAAGAAGGAACCGUUUUGGACGGUAAUCUUAAAAUAGAUCUAUAGCGCCUUAAAAAGUUUUGAUGUUCAGUAGUUUUUGCCAUCGAAUUGACUCUGAAUUCCUAUUGCUUCUUGAGCUUAAAUGUUUUGUGCACACCUUUUAAAGUUGUAUUGGAAGUUGUCAAAGUGGAUUUAAAUACAUGAAAAGAUCUGUGAUAUUUAGAAUAAGGGUCUCCACAACAUUAAAGGGUCACAGUUGUCGUCAUGGGACGUGGUUUCACUCGGGUGGUUAUGGAUGGUAGAGAUGUGAAUGACUUACAAAACAUAUAUACAUUAUUUUGUAAAAAGCUUGUUUUAAAGGCUUGUUCUAUAUACAGUUAAGUACUAAGCCAUUCUUCAGAUCCGGGAAUGCUGGGUUUUGUAAAUUGAUUAUUAACUAUACCUCGAUAUAACGAACAUUUUUGUUGUCUUUUCGAAAAUUCGUUAAAUCGAGGUGUUUGGUAUUACGAACCCUCGACACAAAACAAAUUUCCCCAAUUCCUUGGCACUUCGUUAAAUCGAGGUUCUACUGUAAUCGCCGCCGGACUGUUUUCGUCCAUUUUUUUUCACAGAGGCGGAUUCUUUAAAGGCCGCGAACUCCUUGGAAACAAAGCGCCAGGCUUUUCAGGGGACGGAAAGCAUGGCAGUGGACCAUAAAGGUAUUGUGAAAGAGUUAUAAUCAAUGAAAUCGAGGGUGAUGUUGCCUAUGAACGAGUGCCCAUCGGCAAAGGGAUUCUGUGUGGUUGUACGUGCAUAAGUACACAUAAGUUUACACACGUAAUUGAUACAUGUAUAAGAUGUGGUUUAAAGGUUGGACAUCACAUGUGCCGGACUGAAUGCAUAAACUAUUUUACUACUAAAUAUAGCAGUACACGGUACUCCUCCUUUUUAUCUAUCGAGCCAUCUGAGAAGUAUAGUUGAAGCAUAUUCACAAUAUCAAUCUUCAUAUACACGCUAUCUCGUUGCUGAAAAGGUUUAAUAUUUUUUACCUAUAUUUAAACUGAAGUAGUGGAAAUUGUGAAAUUGCUCAAUUAAAAAAAUUCCCCACCUCUUGGCAGACCUUUGAUGAAAAUAUUCCACACCAUGGGAACUCACAAUCUGCUAAUGCCUAACCCUGUCCAGGGAGGAAAUGGCACACUUGGAACUGACUGAGCCUUAUGUUUCAAUGAAAUUAUUUUUUGUAACCAUGGUUUGUUUUCGCAGAGCCUUUUAUGGAAAGUGACAGUAAGCCAAGAAUCUACUCCCAUGUUGGCGAGAAGCUCGUUUCAGAAACCUCUGUUGAAAGUAACUGUCAGCAAAAAACUGAUGCUGUACCAAGAAAUCAAACUAAAGUAUUCACAGUUAACGUCUCUCAGUCACAAAACACUCGUAAGCGUAAAAAUUCAGAAUCUUCUGGUGAUCCAGGUAAACAAUAACAUGAUUUGUUUUCCUUGCUAUUGCCUACUAGUAUAUUUAUAAAGAAUAGAGUAAUUGUUAGGUUACCCAAAGGUGCUUUUUUCCACAGAACUUGUUACCGUUACACUGUAGUAGUAUAGUGUAUGUAGUGUAAUUCAUUACCCACUUUAAUUACCAACUCUGGUUUAACACCACAUUUUACCCUGGAUUCGAGAAUACUUCAAAUCUGGUAGCCUUAGAAAACAGCCGACGUGUCACUACGGUGACAUCAGUAUGGAACUGGUUUCCGUGUUCGUUCUGUUUCUCAGACGUCAUUUAGUAGAGGAACAAGAUGUGUCGUCGCGAAAUGUCGGCUGUUUUCUCAGGGUACAGAUAUGGGGACCAAUGCAAGGUGUUGACUUUCGAACGAUGUAUAGUAGUCUAGAAUACGUUUCUCGCGACAUUUUGGGUUUCGUUAAUAAAGACAUUUAUUUCUCGACGCGUUGUCUAUGUUUCAGAAAUUACUACAAAGCAUUUUUUUCAAGACCUUAACGAUGAAAAGAGUAAAGUAGUCCACGAUACUUUACAACGACAAAUACAAAUGUACUUCCAACAUCGUACCAUUGCAACCACAGAAGGAGUGUCUGGCCUGAUUGAAUAUAUAAAGGGCACGCACAACAUGGCCUUGCAAUCUGUGGGUAUAGGAUCUCUAGAAAUAACAUUUCGGUGCCCCUCCUUGGAGAGCCUUGAAAGUUUGUGGAGUGACUAUCAGUCUGGUCACCUUAAUGACGUUGCCGAGAGAUACCUUGUGACUAAUGACAUAAAGAAGAAAGUGAACUUGAAGAGUAUCGGGUUGGAGACAACUAUUGAAGAAGAAAACUACCUGAUUUGUAAGGAGAUUCUAAUGGAAAAAUCAUGUAAGCCUGAAAGCUCUUUAUAAGAAAUUGACUUCAAUUUAAACUAUUAAAACUAGAAGUUCUCAUUGAGAAGGGAAGUGCUGCCGUUAGUUGGAAUGCGAAUAGGACAAAGGCAGUAUUUAGAACAGUUGAAUAUAUGAAUUUUUAACUUCGACUUGUUGGAAUUAUGAAACACUCAGAGCGAAAUAUAAAAAAUGAACCGAGCACAAUGACAAAUAUGCUUACAUUCACAUAACUCGUUUCAAUAUGAUUUUGUAAUUCAUUUUAAUCAUUCACAAUUCUAAAACAACAGCAGUGCUGAUAGGCUGUUUCUUCAUCGAACAAUCAUCGUACACAUAGCGAGAAGAGUUGUGAACAAAUAACGUAAAGGCCAAAACUUGUUUGUUCACAGGUCAGGUAGACAUACAGCACAAGCCGUUCACCUAUUUAACUUACAAUCCUGAUUCCCGAGAUAACAAUCUGUGUGAAAAAAGAAUAGUGUACUCGCUAUAACUAAUCUUGAAACCUAGAAUAAAAAAAAUAAUCCGAGAAAAAAAAUGUUCAGUACAAUACUUCUUGAACUGUUCUUACCAUUUGGGCCGUUAAAAAGGCAGCAAACAUCCGAUGGACUACGAUUUCUGGCGCACUGAUCUUAUUUAAAUACCGGGAACAAAACAUAAUGGCGGGUUACUCCUAAGAGAAAAACAGGCGCCGCAGCUACGCACUUGCCUUAAACAAACCGCCCACUGCAAAGCGCUACAGUCACAGACUGAUUGAACAUCGAACCAUUGAACCAAAAAUCUCAAAUUUCUCAAGAAUAUGGUCUGCUGCCGGCUAAUGUCCGGCAGCAACAAUUGAAAACUGAAAUCAGUGACCUGAGAAUACAAUUUGCUCACAGAAGGCCACAAUAGACCUUUUUACGGAUUCGGCGGCCAUAUUGAAUUAAUUCGAUUUAAGGAGUAUUAUAGGAUGCCCAGGGGGCAUUAGCACAUUUUGUUUGUAUUUUCGAGCGCUUUUAGGGACAUUUUUUCUUAAAGUUUUCUUAGAAUAAGAUUGUAAUGGGAAAAAAGAUCUUUGUACCGCGUUUGGAUGUAAUAAUGAUAGCCUUUUUUUCCGAGAAAUAUACAGUGAAAGAUUAUAUUUCUAAUACUAAACUAGAAAAAGGCGACCAUUAUUACCUCCAAACACGGCACAAGGAUCUUUUUUCCCAUUACAAUCUUAUUCUAAGAAAACUUUGAGAAAAAAUUUCCCGAAAAGCGCUCGAAAAUACAAACGAAAUGUGCUCAUGCCCCCCAGGAAUCCUAUAAUACUCCUCCAAUCGAAUUAAUUCAAUAUGGCCGCCGUAUCGGUAAAAAGGUCUACAGGUUACCUUCUCUACUUAAAACCCUGAUAAAAAUGCUGUUUUUUUGUUAUAGCCUCUGCUGCAUUUCUACAGCAGCUAUCUUGGAUCAAAAGAGUCAUAGGUCAGUUGCAAGGGGGAGGGGGUCUUAAAUAUGCGAACGAUAGAAAAUCUCCCAAGUUUGUUAUUACUUUCCUGAAACUGUUUGCAAUAAAUUGACAGUGCAUGAGAAAUUAGUUGACCUCGAUAAAAAUUCACGGCAAAGAAGAAAUAAAAACGUUAUGUUUACAGUGUAUAAUUGCUCUCAGUUGAAUUCUUUGGAUUCUCAUAUUUCCUCUCAAACGUAGCCGUUAAUAUUUUAAAAUCAGGCCAGCAAGUGAAACAGGUGAAUGUUUGUAUAGGGUUUACACUUUUCAUGUUGCGUACAGUAAUUUUACCUGCUGUGAGUAUUAUUUUUGUAACAGUACAUUCACACUAGAUAUGUUAUUUAGUAGUGAUUUGUCUCUUUCAGCCGAAUCAGAUCAAGAGACAGCUUCACUAACGAUUGACAAAAGCUCAGAUAAAUGUGAGGUAGGCCGCUUUGUACUGACGAUUAAAACUGAAAAUAGGUAAAGGCCUAGAAGAUAAAAAAUCGAGCAGUGGGUCUUGGCUGUUUGUUAAAGUAUCGAGCCCCAUAGCUAAGAAAAUUUGGUUGUUUAUCCACAGCCAAAAUUUUAGUAGGCAUUUGACCAUACGUUUGCCAACCUGUCUGUACCACAGGGCAACCAGUGUAAAUUGUCACUCUCUCUAGCUAGUAUGGGAGCCUGCAACCUGAUAUUGCACAUAUAUGUUGUGGUGAAUUGACAGCUGUCAAAACAGGGUAUCCACUGAUCGAAUUUACUGAUACUGAUCAGUAUCACAUGACUAUGUCGUGGGCUUAGUUGUCGACCCAUCAUGGACAGGCGUUUUUUUUUUAAGUUCUCCGCUGAAAAGGUACUAUUUCUCAACUGAUGGCAGGUUCAUUUCUUUGCGAUGGUUACAAAAUAAUUGUUUGAAGUAAAUGUAAUAGUUACAUGAGAUUCGUCUUUAGCCUCGGCUAAAUCUUUAUAUUGACUCAAUUAAAGUAUCAUUGUUUUCUAAAACCAUAAGACAACUUUGAAAAGAAAGUUUCGCUAGGUAGCUUUUAAUUAGUUGGAUGUCCUAUUUUGUCUGUAGAAGUGCUUCUUUAUAAAACUUUCGGCUUUAAAAAUAUUGCAGAACCUUUUAUAAAUAUAGUUGUUAAUCAUUCUAGGACAAGAAACAGGUCCUGACCCAUACGGAGAGAGCCGAGAAGGCAAAAGUAAGUUCAGUGAGAUAUGUAUUGUAGUGCGCGCAGUAGUACUGCACGGCGGUAUGGGACGUAACCAAUCAGGAGCCAGUAUUCAUACCACGUGACCCAAACCGGAAGUUGUGUUUAUUGAGACGCAAAUGAGUCAAGGAUCACGUGGGUAGGGUUGAUGACGUCAUAGGAGUAAACCGGAAGUGAAAAAAACAGGAAAUAAACCCAAACCGGAAGUUGUGUUUAUUGAGACGCAAAUGAGUAAAGGAUCACUUGGGUAGGGUUGAUGACGUCAUAGGGUUAAACCGGAAGUCAAAAAAAUCCCCAAACUGGAAGUCGGUUUUUCACAGGGUAUUUAAAAUAUAGUUAUUGUGAAAGAGAGUACACGACGCAUGCGCAGUAAACAGUUUAAAAACACGUUUAUUUAAGAUAAUCCUUUGUUACAUGUGGGACGUGUGCCGUCACCCUACUGGUCAGCGCCCUUUUUAAUUCAACAAGUCUACUAAAUUAGAGAUAUCAUCUAAGAGUCUAGUAUAACCAAAUGGAAAACUACGUUUGCUAAUAGGGUCUUGUUCGUAGGUAGGUCCUUUUUCAGAUGAUACAAAUAACACAUUUUGUUGUAAUCUUCGCUUGAACAAAUCGUUCAUUUCUAAUAAGGCAUCAGGAUAAUCGUAGAUAUUACGUGCACCAAUAAUGACAGUUCUGCUGAUCAACGUGGGGUUCAUAAUCUGUUCCUCCGUCAUUUCCUCACACCAUACUUUUUGAAAUGCAAUCCGUUGUAGCUGUAGUUUGUUGGAAAACGGACCACCAUAAGAGAAUUAUUUCUCAGCCAUACUUGUCUUUGGACAAACACGCCGCGGGUUGAUUAUGCAAAAAUCUUCAACUUAAGACCAGGUAUUGUGUAAAAAAAAUGCAAUUAAGAAUUAGCCGUUUAGCUUUUGUCUUUUUUUAAAAAUGAGCGAUUAAGACAUUGAGUUCCCACUUCGAAAAAAGUCAAGGAAUGUUGUUUCACAAUCAUCUAGAACAUGUUGUAUUUCUUUGCAAAAUUGUAUUAUAACAUAGCGCGCGUGCUUGCCCUAUUUAAGUCCUAUUGAGCCGCUAUGAACAAAAUCUUUAUUUACGCACGCCCGUGCGUAAAUAAGAUGACGUGAGCAUUUUUUUUUAUCUGGCUGCAAAGUACAGUUGUCGUCUUUUAAACUGCAGUGUAGUGCAGUUUUCCUUCUCUUCAAAAUAUGGACGAAACCAGCGAAAAACUGCCCAAUUUUUGUAUCGGCAUUGACCUUUUAGGUCCUGAUCCAACAAGCAGCAAAAAUCGAGCCGAAUUAAAAAAAACUCGCAAGUUGCGCGUUUCGCAAAUUUGUCGGAAGACCAGCUGCAGCAAAUUUUGGCCAAAAGACAUUCAUUGGGAACAGAACAGACACCAACUGGUCAUCAACAACAUUUAAGGGUAAAAUUUCCGUUUUUAUUGUUGUUUUAACUUUGUUACACACUUUUGUUAUCCCCGAACAAUCCGACUGAAGCAGGAAAAUUUCUCUCGCAAUAACAACACAAAUUACACAAGAAGACAUAAAUUUAUUACUCACAAAAACAACUGCUGCCAGGUCUUCUCAAGAAGCCGUAAUGACCAGCCAAUGUUCGCAAAUGAAUAUAACUUUAAAGAAGGAUGACAGUCGUCUUCGCUUAAAGCAUGUUUUCUGGAUUUCGCCGAGCAAAACGUAAACGUCUUUUCAGCAAAUCCAAACCAUACUCCACGACUUCUCACAAACAUGUUAAUAUUUUAACUUUAGGUGAACUUUGAGACUCUUUUACCUUUGUUUCUGCUUAGUUUCCAUUGAUCGUUAACGAAUAAAGAAGCAAAUUGUCUUUCUCAGUUUUACAGAAAGAACAUUUUCAUUCAAACUAGACGAUUGUGGCGUGUUCGUAAUCAGCCAAUAGAACCGUUUGUUAUUGUGUAGCGCGUUACGAGAAUUUUGCAGUUAAUCAAAAAGCAAGCAUUUUUGUCAGCUAUGUUAUAAAAGAAUUUGCUCAUGCUUUUAGCUGUGCGUAUAUCGAGUCAUGGAUGCACUUGGGAAGUUUGGAGAGCACUCAAGAAGCUAGAGUUGCACUCGGCUAUCGCCUCGUGCAACUCUUACGCAUCUUUCGUGCUCUCCAAACUUCCCGCGUGCAUCCAUAACUCGGUAUACGCACGCUAAGCAUGAACAAAUUCUUAAAUUCUCUGUCUAUCGACAAACCUAUGAAAUACCUGUGGCAAAAACAACAAGACGAUUCAGAAGAGGAGGGCUCUUUUAACCCUGAUUGGAUAGUGAACAAUCUAUUAUGUGUUCAACAGACAAACGCGCUCUCCGUUCAAUCAUGAUUUCAUUCUUUAAAGUUCAGUUUGCUCGGAAAAAAGUCUUAACUCUCAACAAUAUUCUUUGGAACAUUGUCCAGCGUCAAAGGAUAGCCAGUUUUAUUGGACAUGUAUUCUAACUGACUUAUGCGGCUUUGGUUGACAAACUCGUCCAACAAGAAAAGCUGAAUCACUGCGACGGUUGUGCUAUUCAACACCCAAGUCAAAACCAACAUUCUUGCCUCAUGAUGGAUAAUGAUGACGCAUGGAAGUAUUACCACGAUGAAGUGGUGGAAAAAAUUGACCUGAAUUCUAUGUUGAACGCUACCGAAAGUAUAUGCAGUGCUCUCGGCUUCAAACUAGAUAAAUCAUGGGAAGCGUACUGCCAAAUAUUGUCGUGGACCAGUAUUUACCUCGCUUCUCUGGAACUUGAUGUUGUCCAGCAGGGUGAUGAUCUUCAAAGCCGUAUUUUAUACGCUCUAUACUACCGACCAAAUGGGCUCAAAUGGAAAGAUUUCAGUGAUCAACAAGAAACAAUAGAAUGCCUUGAUAGAGUCGUGAGAAAAGAAGAACACCAAUGGACCUUGACAUGAUAAUUAAUGACAUUCAAAAUAAGCUUUGUUUCUAAAAGUAAUGAAAUUUCUUCAUGAUGACUAAAAUUUUGAGUCGGUGUGUGUUUGUCUCUGUCUUUGUCAAGAUGGGGCUUUCUCUGUCUUUGCUUCGGGUCGACUUUUCUCUGUAUCGCAUUGUAUAUAAAGAGUUUUCCUUUAGGUGUAAAAAAAUGUCAUUUGUUCAUAGUUUGUAAAUAAAUAUGGUUUAAUAUACUAAACACGGUUUGUUGUCUGUCUAGCCGCGCGCGCGUGUGUGCGCCACGCGCGAUUCAAUCACCCGCGUAAAAGAAAAACACAGUGAUAUACAAGGCCCUUGUGGCCCCUGUGGCCCGUUCUCAAUAGUCAUAAACUUCGUGUCAACCAAUGGACCUUGACAUGAUAAUUAAUGACAUUCAAAAAAAGCUUUGUUUCUAAAAGUAAUAAAAUUUCUUCAUGACUAAAUUGUGAGUCAGUGUGUGUUUGUCUCUGUCUUAGUCAAGAUGGGGCUUUCUCUGUCUUUGCUUCGGAUCGACUUUUUACUGUAUCGCGCACAAGCCAAAACAUUGAAAGUGUCUUAAGUGAAAUGGAAAUGCUUCAACAAAAAUUUAAAGAUCUGCCGGGUUCGAGUUCUAGAAAGGUUGAAAAAAAACUCCACUCUGAGGUCUUUUCAAAAAGUAAACUGGGGACGAUUGGUGGUAUUUUUGAACUUCGCGGAUCAGCUAGAAUUAACCGAGGAGGAAUGGGAACUACUAUUUCACCUUCUUGUUCCCACUCUCACCCAGAUUCGACAGUAGCUAUAUAAAGGAGCACCAGAGAGAGAGAAGUCAUUACAUCUUUUACCGUUCAGGUAAACACUAGUGAUGGGUUGCUUUCCGCCAUCAUCCACUUUUGGUUUUGAACACAUUUUCAGUCGCAUACGUUGUGUAUUAGCUUGCUGCGGUGGUAAAGUGGUUGUACAAAACUCGGAAUUUUGUGAUGGAGAAAAAACUAGCCAGCAUCUACCUCGACCCAAGUCAACCCGCAAGUUUCGGUGGUUUAGAUGCUGUUUACAGAGCAGUCAAAGAGACAGGAAAGAACAAGAUAUCGCGUAAACAAGUCCGAGAUUGGUUGAGUCAGCAAGAUGUUUAUACUCUUCACAAACCCGCGCGAAGACGCUACAAGAGAAGCCGAGUCAUCGUUUUUGGAAUAGAUGAGCAAUUUCAAGCGGAUUUGGUCGACCUCCAAAAUCUCAGUCGCUACAACAAGGGCUAUAAAUACUUACUGACUUGUAUAGAUAUCUUCAGCAAGUACGCGUUUGUGUUACCGUUGAAGACAAAACAAGGUCAGGAACUGGUCAAAGCCUUUCAAAAGAUCCUUUCUACUGGUCGCAAAUCCAUCAAACUGCAAACAGAUCAAGGAACAGAGUUCAAGAAUCUCGUGUUCCAGAAAUUUCUGCGUGACAAUAACAUUGCCUUUUUCACUGUUAACUCUGGGCUCAAAGCCUCAGUGGUUGAGCGUUUUAACCGAACAUUUAAGAAUAAGAUGUACAAAUAUUUCACGGCCAAAAACACUCUCACCUAUAUCAAUGUAUUACCCCAGUUAGUGUCUUCUUACAAUAACACUUACCACCGAAGUAUUAAAAUGAAACCGAGUCAGGUGACUAAAGCGAAUGAAGCUCAAGUAUGGGAUACUUUGUAUGGGGAUGAUGUUCAAAAGCCUGUGCGAUAUAAAUUUCAAGUGGGAGAUCGCGUCAGGAUUAGCAAAGUGAAGAGAAUGUUUGAAAAAUCUUACUUACCUAAUUUUACGGAAGAAAUUUUUACUGUUUACAAGCGAAUGGCUCGUCAAGUACCCGUUUAUAAACUAAAAGAUGAUGCAGGUGAAAUCUUAGAUGGAAAAUUUUAUGAACCCGAAUUACAGAAAAUUAUUAAGAACGAUGAUGUGUACCGCGUCGAGAAGAUUUUGCGGAAGAGAAAGCGUAAAGGCGUAGUAGAGUAUCUGGUGAGAUGGAAAGGAUACAAAGAUCCAAAAUUUGAUUCUUGGGUUCAAGAAAGAGAUAUUUUGAAAUUGUAAUUUAUGCAUUUUUUGUGUAGUGAAUAAAAGAAAAUGAAAUAAUAAAAUGAAUGGUGUGUGGUUUCUAAUAAAUUAAGAAUACCCAGAUUAAAAAGUUCAUUUCAACACAGGGUACGAUGGAGGUAAAACAGUUUUAUCUGCAUCUCCCUAGCAAUAGCAGCCUCGAUAAGUUUCCCAGCAACACAUUAACUGAGUACCAAGUUGGUUUACCUCAGACCGUUAGCUUGACGGGGGACUGGGAAGUAGCGUUAACGGAAAUUCACUAUCCUCACAGCUGGAAUAAUGUCCAAGAAAAUUUUGGUAAUCGAUUCUACCUUCGGAACCAAGAAUUGUCCGGAGUAUGGGAAGCCCUAAUUGUACCACCAGGUCAUUAUUCUUCCAUUGGAGAUAUCUUAUCAAAGAUGAAAGAGCUGAUCGAGAAUGUAAAGCGCUUCAAUGACGACGUGACAUUUUCUUACGAUGCGUUCACUAGAAAGGUGACUGUUCACCUACAAAAUAACGUAGAACUUUUCUUUGGUAACAUUGGAUAUCUGCUGGGAUUUUCACCAGACGAAAUUAUUUCUAAUACCUCUACCGCUGAAAGACAAGUGGAUUUGGAAUACGGCUUUCACGACCUUUUCAUUUACUGUGAUCUUAUUCAGUCACAAUAUGUUGGAGAUGCAUUGGUACCUUUGCUUCGAAUUGUUCCUGUAGAAGGAAAGGUUGGGGAGCGAGUGAGUAAAUCAUUUUUGCGCCCCCAAUAUUUACCUGUCAGCAGAAAGCAAUUUGAAACUGUCGAAGUCAAUAUAAAGACAGGCACAGGGGAGUCUGUACCAUUUGAGUUUGGGAGAGUGUUGUUAACACUUCAUUUUCGUCAAAGUGCACCUCAGUACUUUUAAAGAUGGAAAAACUCCACACUCCAAAUCACAAGUUGUACGAACAGUACUAUGUUAAUCAAGCCAAACAAAAAGGUGGGAGUUUACCAGCGUUUCACGGUGCUCGAUUUCAGCAUGGUUAUGGACUAGGGUCCAUAUUCAGAGGUCUGUUUCGCUGGGCGAUGCCUCACCUUCAACAGGGUGCUAAGGUGAUUGGAAAAAAAGGCUUUACAAACAGGUGUCAAUGUCGUCCAAGAUGUUCUUGAUGGAGAUAACAUUAAAACAGCAGUCCACAAGCGCACGAAACAAGCCCUCGGUCUACCUUCUCAGAAUUCAUUGCAGACACAAUCAGGAGCUGGCAAAAAAGCUAUAAAAAGAAAAGGGCAAGGAACCAAAAUCAGUUCGCCUCAAGGCAAGAAAGCAAAAACAUCUCCGCAGCAAAAGAAGCCCAAAGAGAAAUUUUCUUUCUGGAAGUAACUAUGGCCUUUGUGCAUCACGAGUCUCAGGAAUGUACGAAAUCAGAGUUGGAUCUCUUUACGAUUCCUGCAACACAAACCUCUAUCUCCAAAGGGCAAUGGAUCGAGUACCACCCCAUCAGUAACAUCACGGACAGUGGUCCGAUCGAAUUUUAUGUUUCGGGAACCGGAGAUGAGUAUUUGGACUUGGCACGCACUCAGUUAUUUGUUAAAGCCAAGAUCACAAAAGCAAAUGGAACCGCCAUAGACGCCGAUACACAAGUAGGUCCCGUGAACCUGUUUUUACAUUCCCUGUUUUCCCAAGUGGACGUUUCCUUGAACGAGCGAUUGAUCUCUCCAUCCACCAAUACCUACCCUUAUCGCGCCAUGAUCGAAACCUUGCUAAACUACGGAGAAGAAGCAAAAACAAGUCAACUUUCUAUGGCCAUGUUUUACAAAGAUACCCCUGAAAAAUGGAUGUUGCCAACCCUGUGGCUGCAGACGAUGCUGCAAACAAGGGGUUAAAGGUUCGCUAUGAUUUCACUAAAGAAAGUCAUAUUGUGGAUAUGAUGGGGCCCAUUCAUAGCGACAUUUUCUUUUCAAGACCGGUUGAUGCUAAAUGGAGUGAAUUUAAGAAUCAAACUGAACCGAGCCAAGAACUCGUUUUGUCUAAUGUCAUCAGCAGCCGCUCCAACUUUCAAGGUGGUAAUCACAGAAGCCAUCUUGUUCGUUCGCCGGGUGAAAUUGGCCUCCUCUAUUAUACUUGGCCAUGCGGCUGCACUAAAACACUCCAGCGCCAAGUACCCGGUUCGCCGAAUCGAUUGUAAAGUGCUGUCUAUUCCAAGAGGAUUUAGCAGUUUUAACCCCGACAACAUCUUUUUGGGUCACAUUCCUAAACGAAUCGUGCUGGUCUUAGUGGAUACUCAGGCAUAUAAUGGAACUUACAGUACCAACCCGUUCAACUUCAAACAUCACAAUCUAACUCAAGUGGGUGUCUAUGUAGACGGAGAGCAAAUUCCUUGGAAACCCCUGUUCUUGAAUUUUGACGAAGCUAGAGGUCAAAAUGUAAUAGCGGGCUAUCAAAGCCUGUUCUCAGGCACUGGAAAGCUAUCCCAAGAUGCGGGUAAUCAAAUCAGUAGAAGCGAUUAUGGCUCUGGUUACACAGCAUUCUGCUUUGACUUGUCCCCAGACCACUGCUCAGGUGACCAUUUUGAGCUAAUAAAGCAAGGUAACCUGCGCGCUGAGCUUCAUUUCAAGGAACCACUGGCCAAUACGGUUAACCUUAUCGUGUACGCUGAAUUCCAAAACGUGAUUGAAAUUGACGGGAACCGCAACGUGUUGCUCGACUACACAAACUAAAAAUGGACACUAUUCAACUGACCCUUAUUUUGAGAAAGGAUAAAUUUACACGAGGUUUGUUUCAAGGCGUGUAUCCCUCAGACCAGCUGCCUGCAAGUGUUUCACAUUACCCAGCCCUGUUUAUCGCCAAUGUGGAUACGAGUGACAAGCCAGGUUCGCAUUGGGUGGCGUUUUAUUUCACCAAGGAGCAAGAGGGAGAAUUUUUCGAUUCUUACGGAUCACCACCCAGCAAAUAUUCAGGAACAUUUACUGCCUUUUUAAACAACAAUUCUAACCAGUGGACUUUUAAUACUGUGACAUUACAAAGCAUCUAUUCAAAAGUCUGCGGACAUUACUGUUUGUAUUUUGCUUUAUAUCGUAGUCGGCAUAUAAGUAUGAGUGCUAUUGUCCAUCGUUUUUCUAAAAACACAAGUAAAAAUGAUAGUCUCGUAAAACGAUUUAUUGAAAAACAUUUUCCUAUAGGUUUUCCGAAAUAUCGUACUGAUGUAAACAAGCAAAGAGCAAAAGCACGACACUAAGUUCAGUAAACAGACACCAUGUAAUUUCUUUUCAACACAUUUUAUUAAAUUACAAAAUAAAGUUUUGUGUUUCACAAUAAAAAAAGUCUCUUGUCAUGAUUUAUAAUCGUAACCAUCGAACAGCCUGAGGGCGAGGACUCUCGACUCUGCGCCUCUGCUUUUUGACAGAAGAUAACGUCACAGGUGGGGUGGGUAGCCAACGCGAAGGACUUUCUGGGGUCUCCUCUCUCACUCUUGCUUUAAACUCUCUUAUGGCACUCUGACGUUGGGGAUUACGAACCAAGUUUUCGGGGACAUUCAUUCGCGCCAGGCCCCUCGCAAACACGGACCACCCCACUGGUUCAAAUCCUUUUCGGUGACGCAAUGUGUCGUUGACUAGGUCGACCACAUGAGAACCUGGGAUUGGUUUGUUUUCAUACAACAGCUCUCCUUUAUCAUUCCAGUGCAACACAUCCUGGUGUUUUUUAAUUUUAUCCAACAACUGUCUAGCCCCAGCUUUGUAAAUUUUGGGUAUACUUUUCAUGACCUCUUCCUCUACUGCUGUUGGAAGAGAAUUAUCUGGAGAAGCUUCCUCUGUAGAUUCUGCGUUCUCAGCUGGUUUGGGGGUUUCUGUUGUUUUAGGGGCCGUUAACUUCACAUGGAGAGGUUGGCCUUUCCGCUGAUCGUAAUAAGUCAAGUACCGUUGCAACACCUGAUUGUAAAGCUUCGCCUUUUCCUCAUCACCAAGUUGUUUACUUUCUAAAAUAUCCCCCAUUUGGCUAUCCAGAUUUUUCACAGUUUGUGUUACAGGUGGUGUUAAUAUCUGCUGGCGUUGCUGCAAUCGUUCCAGAGUGUUUUCAGGAACGAGAACCAUGCGUCUUGUAUGAUUCAUCUUAACACUUAAAAAGUUUCCUCCGUGUUGUAUCAAGAUUUGCUUUUUCUUGUUUAGCGGGGUACUCUUUUCAGCUAGAGCAGUCAAGGCUUUCUUGUGCUUAAUAAGUUUUCUCUUUGCCGGUUUACUGACAGGGACUGUUUCUUUAAGUACGUUGAAUACACACUCACAAAUGGUUUUUACUAAAGCGUCGUCGGCUGCUUUCAAAAUUGCUUUACGUUGAGCUGGGGUACACUUGACGAGGAGCUUAAGAAAAUCGUGGUUCUUUCUUAGUCGCUGGGCCAUACUCAACUGAUAUCAAUCACUACGACGGAGCUUUUUUAUACCUUUCUGACAUAGGCGAGCUGAGUCUCCCCAGGGAAAAUGUUUGUGCGCAACCGGAAGUCGGUAGGUGUUUCGGGUUUGAGGUCGCAUAACAGGUAGCCAUAAGGGCGUUUUGUCGCAUCCUGAAACGCUUCUUGCAUGUAUUUGACAUGACCGGGAAACAUCUGUUUCGCCAAGUGACUGACUUGACUGCUAUCUCGCGGAGACUUGAACAUCACCAAAUAAUGGCAAUUCAAACUCAUUUCUCUCAGUUCUUUUCCCCGGUGAAAAAUAUUUUGAAGAAUGAAAAUGACGCUUAAAUUUCGGUGAUGACAGCCCUUAAAUCCUGCAUUAAAUCGUCAAUGACCACUAAAUUCCGAAUGGUUGGGUUUAUCAGAGAUUCUAAAUCACCAGGAACUCCUUCGACGAACGUGAUGUUGGGAAUAGUCCUUAGCAUUUCAUCAUAAGCCGGUUGGUAUAUUCCAUAACACCAAAUGAUAUUUUCAGGAGCUCCGUCUAUUAAUUGUUCUCCAGAUUCCAACAGGUGUUUGACAUAAUGACUUUUUCCACAACAAGUGGGGCCAGCUACAAUAGCAGGAAAGGGGUGUUUCCACCUUGGGUCCAUGUUGAUAACUGACUGGUUCAACUGCGUUUGCUCUUAUUUAUAUCGAAAUGGUAUUUGGCGGAGUAUCUUUAUCAUAAACUCGAACCAUGUUGGUAUUUUGUAAUUUAGCAAACUGGAGCCAAUAUUUUCUCUCUAAGUCAGACAGCUCGUGUACCUGAGCCAAAUGGUUUGCUAAUCGAACUAAAAAUUUAGAGUGACAUCCCGGUAUUGGGCAAUGACGACAUACACGCUUACCCAUGAUGUUCUCGGUACGAAGGUUCGAUACCAACUGAGUAAAACCGCUAAUGACACGAAGUUUAUGACUAUUGAGAACGGGCCACAGGGGCCACAAGGGCAUUGUAUAUCACUGUGUUUUUCUUUUACGCGGGUGAUUGAAUCGCGCGUGGCGCACACAUGCGCGCGCGGCUAGACAGACAACAAACCGUGUUUAGUAUAUUAAACCAUAUUUAUUUACAAACUAUGAACAAAUGACAUUUUUUUACACCUAAAGGAAAACUCUUUAUAUACAAUGCGAUACAGAGAAAAGUCGACCCGAAGCAAAGACAGAGAAAGCCCCAUCUUGACAAAGACAGAGACAAACACACACCGACUCAAAAUUUUAGUCAUCAUGAAGAAAUUUCAUUACUUUUAGAAACAAAGCUUAUUUUGAAUGUCAUUAAUCAUCAUGUCAAGGUCCAUUGGUGUUCUUCUUUUCUCACGACUCUAUCAAGGCAUUCUAUUGUUUCUUGUUGAUCACUGAAAUCUUUCCAUUUGAGCCCAUUUGGUCGGUAGUAUAGAGCGUAUAAAAUACGGCUUUGAAGAUCAUCACCCUGCUGGACAACAUCAAGUUCCAGAGAAGCGAGGUAAAUACUGGUCCACGACAAUAUUUGGCAGUACGCUUCCCAUGAUUUAUCUAGUUUGAAGCCGAGAGCACUGCAUAUACUUUCGGUAGCGUUCAACAUAGAAUUCAGGUCAAUUUUUUCCACCACUUCAUCGUGGUAAUACUUCCAUGCGUCAUCAUUAUCCAUCAUGAGGCAAGAAUGUUGGUUUUUGACUUGGGUGUUGAAUAGCACAACCGUCGCAGUGAUUCAGCUUUUCUUGUUGGACGAGUUUGUCAACCAAAGCCGCAUAAGUCAGUUAGAAUACAUGUCCAAUAAAACUGGCUAUCCUUUGACGCUGGACAAUGUUCCAAAGAAUAUUGUUGAGAGUUAAGACUUUUUUCCGAGCAAACUGAACUUUAAAGAAUGAAAUCAUGAUUGAACGGAGAGCGCGUUUGUCUGUUGAACACAUAAUAGAUUGUUCACUAUCCAAUCAGGGUUAAAAGAGCCCUCUUCUUCUGAAUCGUCUUGUUGUUUUUUGCCACAGGUAUUUCAUAGGUUUGUCGAUAGACAGAGAAUUACAAUUUUGCAAAGAAAUACAACAUGUUCUAGAUGAUUGUGAAACAACAUUCCUUGACUUUUUUCGAAGUGGGAACUCAAUGUCUUAAUCGCUCAUUUUUAAAAAAAAAGACAAAAGCUAAACGGCUAAUUCUUAAUUGCAUUUUUUUUUUUUUACACAAUACCUGGUCUUAAGUUGAAGAUUUUUGCAUAAUCAACCCGCGGCGUGUUUGUCCAAAGACAAGUAUGGCUGAGAAAUAAUUCUCUUAUGGUGGUCCGUUUUCCAACAAACUACAGCUACAACGGAUUGCAUUUCAAAAAGUAUGGUGUGAGGAAAUGACGGAGGAACAGAUUAUGAACCCCACGUUGAUCAGCAGAACUGUCAUUAUUGGUGUACGUAAUAUCUACGAUUAUCCUGAUGCCUUAUUGGAAAUGAACGAUUUGUUCAAGCGAAGAUUACAACAAAAUGUGUUAUUUGUAUCAUCUGAAAAAGGACCUACCUACGAACAAGACCCUAUUAGCAAACGUAGUUUUCCAUUUGGUUAUACUAGACUCUUAGAUGAUAUCUCUAAUUUAGUAGACUUGUUGAAUUAAAAAGGGCGCUGACCAGUAGGGUGACGGCACACGUCCCACAUGUAACAAAGGAUUAUCUUAAAUAAACGUGUUUUUAAACUGUUUACUGCGCAUGCGUCGUGUACUCUCUUUCACAAUAACUAUAUUUUAAAUACCCUGUGAAAAACCGACUUCCAGUUUGGGGAUUUUUUUGACUUCCGGUUUAACCCUAUGACGUCAUCAACCCUACCCAAGUGAUCCUUUACUCAUUUGCGUCUCAAUAAACACAACUUCCGGUUUGGGUUUAUUUCCUGUUUUUUUCACUUCCGGUUUACUCCUAUGACGUCAUCAACCCUACCCACGUGAUCCUUGACUCAUUUGCGUCUCAAUAAACACAACUUCCGGUUUGGGUCACGUGGUAUGAAUACUGGCUCCUGAUUGGUUACGUCCCAUACCGCCGUGCAGUACUACUGCGCGCUCUUUGUGCAUUACACUUGAUGAAAGAUUGGAAAAUGCCAAAUUGAUAACCGACUGAGUUUGAUUAGUGUACAAGUCGUUACCACUUGGGCAUUUCUGGCAGGCCAGGAGUUUAUUUUGAGUUGCAGUGUAACGAACCCUUUCACAGUAGAACACCCAGAGGGACGUUUGCUUAGGUCUGAGUUAAUAUCUCCAGUAUCCAAACAGAUACAAAUAAUAUAGUUUUCGAAUGGACAGACAUUUACUAGUGAAUCCCGGUAAAGGUUGUUAUGUCAUAACAAAUAACCGAGAGGAUGGUUUGUAGACUGGUGGAAUUGGAUUUUAUUAACUGGUGUGAUUUAAAUUGAUCCUUUCUUAAUUACUGUCUCGUUACUCGAUAUGUUUUUAAUCAGGCGUCGAGAGGCCCUUUACACAAGGCUGCUGUCAGUGGAGAAUACAAGACAGUCAAAAUGCUUCUUGAAAGUGGUGAAGAUGUGGAUCAAAGAGAUCAGGUUUUAGUCUUCUCCAGUUUAUGUAAAUUUUGUGCUAAGCCUCAAGCCCGACUUCUCGCUUUCGCUUGGCUUGGGGAUUCUUACUUUCUUCAAUUAAAGAAUAAGAUAAUGAAAUUAAAUCUUGCGCUAAUGUUUCCUUAAAGACUAGUUUUCUCUAGCGAUCGAAUCGGAGUUGUAAUCAGAAUAGAACUUUACGGUCUAGUGAAAUCACCGUUCUGAUUCCGUUUACGACUCCGUCACUUACGAUCAAGUGAAAACUAGGUCGUCGGAGUCGCAAGCAGAAGCAGAAGAACUAAGCCAAUCACAAAGCGUGGGAACGUCAUUGUGAUUGGUUUACCCUUCCACUUCUGCUUCAGACUCCUACAUCUGAUUUUCACUUUAUCAUAAGCGACGGAGUUUUUGGCGGAAUCGGAAGAAAAUGGAAACUUUCUGAUUCUUCCGACUCCGAUUCCGUCGCUCUUGAGACUUCGCUUACGAUUCCGACUCCGACUCCGACUCCGUCGCUAGUGAAAACCAGCCUUAAAUAGUGAUUUAUCCGGUGGAUAACGGUAUCCACCGUUUCGACAACUGGGCCCAGGACUACUGUUACUCGGGUGAUCGUAAACUGUGAAGUCAUAGAGGAAAUGUUGCUAGAACCAACUACGUGCUCAACAUGAAAUGUCUAAGUGUAAGCGCUGUAGAGAAUUUAUUUAGUUGUCUGUUUUGUUUGUUGUUGUUGUUGUCGUUGUUGGUUUUAUUCUUUCUUACGAUGGUAACCUGAGGAUGUUCUGGACGGUAUUCAGGUCUCUGAAUUUAAUAAAAGAAUUUGUCUAGACUACCAAUUUCUGCUAGAAAGUGACCUACAAACAUUGCAUUUGGGCUCAGUUGGAGUGUUUCCACUUGGUUUGUUUCAAAUAAACUAAAGAGGAUAAAGUAAAGACGUUUUGGCUUUAUUUUUGGCUUGGUCGUAAAAUUAGUCCAAUAACAGCCUCUAAGGUUAUUUUGCAGCGCCAUCUUUAUAAACGGAACUAGCUGGCUUCUCAGUGUCCACGCUAUCUAACUGCGUUGUAUUUUUCUAUUUUCGGUAGUUUUUUCUGACCCCUCUUCAUCUUGCCUGUUGGUACGGACAGGAGUCUGUUGUUAAACUUUUGUUGAAACAUGGUGCAAACGUCAACGCUGAAGACGGGGUGAGUUUUGCAAGCGUUUUAUACAUUGUAAGUUAAACAAUAUAUAUUGCCAGGAGACCAUGAAGGUCUACAGUCAACGUAGUUUACUACAACCACGGGACUGUUACUUUUGUGAAUAUCUUAUUAUGCAGUUCCUUCAGGGAUUUUUCAGAGAUCUUUUUGCAACAAUGCUCGGGGUUCCUUUACCAGACUGCUUUUGGUGCAGUUUCCAGAUAAUGAACAGAAGCAAUAAGCUAUGAAUAUCCCCUGUUAGUUUAUGUGUAAUACAUAAUGGCCUGGGACCAGGCUCUGAAGUCGGGGGAAAGCGAGGAAAAUCGGCGAGCGAAGCGAGCGAGAGGGUCUGGGGAGGGAUAAAGAUGAAGGAGCUCGGCUGCCUUCCCCCCUCCCCAGUCCACCACUCGGCUUGCUUGGCUUGCCGAUUUUUUGCUGUUUCAUCCCGUUUUUGCUUAUUCCCUCCACUACGGAGCCUGGUCCCAACUGAGCUAAUGUUAUAUAAUGGUUUUACAAUAAAGAUCAAUUUAGAAGUACAGGAGACUCAAAAAUGGAAGGUGUAGCUGCAAAAAGACUGGUUCCAGCCACCUUGAUGCAAUUUUCUUUAUAGUGGUAGCUACCUUAUGUAGACAUACCUUAAAUGACCCAAUAAAUGCUUGGGGCGUCUAUUUAAUUUGAAGAGUCCAGGCGGGGGCGUUUAAUGAGAUAGGAGGCGUUUAAAAAAGAGAGCCGUUUAUUCUCAUAACUGUAACAAGCUCAACAAAACUAGUAUGCUUUCGGCGAAAACAUUAAAAGAGUUAAAAAGGAAUUCAAUAUCCACUCCAUCAAUAAAUUGAUACGUUAGGGCCAUCUAGAGAUUAUAUAUCUCUCUUUCAAAUCGCACCUAUUUAUAUCUAUCAAUUGAUCAUUCUAGGCCGUGUAGAGAUCCAUAUCGCUCUUUUAAUUCCGGCUAACAUGGAUGUCCGAAUCCUCCCUCAGGGUAUUAUGUUGCCAUCAUUAGUCUAUCCUUACUUUUAUCUUGACAUUGAACAAGAUGAAAUACGCAAAGCCUCGUUAAUCAAGAAAGAAACUGAAUAAUUUGAAUGAUUUUGCACCUUCUUGCUAAUUCCUAGUAUUUGGAGUCAUUCUCAUAGAGGGCAUCUUUUAGACAGGGGGUGUUUAUUAGAGAGGGGCGGUUAAUGCAAAUUUAACAGCGUGGAGGGGGCGUUUAUUAGAUGAGAGGCGUUUAUUUGGAAGUGGGCGUUUAUUAGGUCAUUCACGGUACCGGUAGUUAGAAUAUUCCCCUUGGUAAAUGGCAAGUGGUAAGUAAUACGUAUUACCCUACUUGUGAUGUUUUUAGUUUCAACGUACACCUCUGCAAAAAGCUGAACGUCAAAACCACCACUCCAUUGUGCAGUUGCUGCUGAAGAAUGAUGCCAGACUAAGUCUUCAUCAACCAGUAAGAUAUCAGAUUGUUUUUACUUCUUGCCAACCUGGUUUUUCAGAUGAAAUUCGCUUACAUUUGUUGUAUUCUUUGUUGAUAAUGUGGAACGUUACUGUAGGACCUAAAACGCCAAUCUGGAGAUCACAGUAUAGUGAAUCUUAUAUUAAAAGUACACCAUAUUAAGCGCUUGAGUGGCUCAGUUUUUCUCAAACGUUUUUUUACUUCGAGCUUACCGUAAAACAAACCCAUUAAUAGUGGAAACCAGCAAAGUCGCGUGUCUGUCCGGUUAAUACCGGUUUCAUCGUACAUUUUAUUUCUAAGUUGUUAAUGUCUCCGGUUCUGGCGUUUCGUUUAUACGCGUAAGAUCUUUAAAUUGUUUUGGAGACACUGGGGAAAUAUGACUACCCUAUUCGAUAGUCAGUUGCUUGUUGAGACAUUUAACAAAAAAAAGUUACUCGACGUUUCGAUGUAUCACAGUGAGAAAUGUUAAAUUUUAAACACUAUUAUUUAGAAAAUGCAUCUCAACUUUAACUAUUAGACUUAGUAAGUGAGUAAGCAAGUAACUUUAUUUAAUCAGGGUAGCCCGUUCAGCAACGAGGCUGGUAUCCAUAGGGGCCCUGACAAAUAAAAAAGUAUACUAUCUAAAAAUUCCUAAGGUAUAUACAUGAUUAAAAUAAACACAUUGUAUUCAUUGUAAAAUAUUGCGUAAGAUACUUGGGUACUAGAUUAUUUAAACACUUAAAAAUUAGAAUGCAUUUAUGAAUGCUAGAUUUAACCAGUUUAGCACACAGAAAGUUUCAUUUGAGGUGUUCUUCCGUAAUAUAAUUCGAGCUGCACGGUUCUAUAGGCGGUAUAACUCUUUGCAACACCCUUCUGAGAUUUUCCCCCACGCAACAUCAGCAUAGUCAAAUAAUGGCUACAAGAGUGAUGUGUAUACUGUUUAGAGGCUUCCAGCGUGAGGCAUGAUCGUUUACGAGACAAAAGCCCUAGCCUCCUACUGACUUUGCUGCUUACAUACUCGACGUGAUCUUUCCAAGAAAGGUUCUCAUCUAAAACAACACGUAAAUAGCUAAAUUCAGCUACUCUUUCUAAAGUCUUUCGGUAUAACUGUAUACAAACAUUUGGUGAUUUGGCAAGAUUCUUCCAACUUCCAAAGAGCAUUGAUUUUGUUUUACUCUGAUUAAGGAUAAGCCUGCUACUUUCCAUCGACUGUACAACUCCAUUUAAAUCAUCCUGUACUACCCUAGCUAUCUCCGAGGUGCAAAGAUUCGUAAAAUACAUUACAGUAUCAUCGGCAUACAUAUUAAUAGAACAGUUUUCUAAACACUGGGGCAGGUCAUUAAUGUAUAAAACAAAAAGCAGAGGCCCCAAAAUUGAACCCUGGGGACGCCAAAACGGAUUGCUCGUGUUGAGGACAAGUCGUUUCCAAAUUGCACUCUUUGAGUUCGUGUGGUAAGAUAGUUCCGGAACCAGUCCAGACUACUUCCUCUGACUCCGUAGUGUUCUAGCUUAAAAAGCAAACACUCGUGGUCGACCAAGUCGAAAGCUUUUUUCAAGUCAAUAAACACAGCUCCUGUAAUCAUUUGCCUAUCCAUGUGUUCCAAAAUAUAAUCAGUGAGGUAAACUACCGCAGUUUCGGUAGAGUGCUUAUUUUGAAAACUCGACUUGCUGUUAAACAAUAAAAAUGCAAGCAAUGGAAAUGCAAUGGAAAUUUUAGCUUGAUCUAGUUUACUCUUACCACCCAGUUUGAUUUAUGCAUAAAAUUAAGGGGAUGCUCUUCAGUGGUGACUGUAUGAUGAGUUAACUAGGGCAUAUUUUGUCGGUAUGUUAUGUUGGGAAUCAUAAAGACUCAUUUAUUAGUUGUUUAGAUUUACACUUUCGUAUACAAGUUCGACGUUAAAAAUAGUCAUCAACAUAAACCGUCUCCUGACAUGAAUUCGAUGUAAAGCGGAUGUUCCAUUUUAAUGCAUCUACGCGGUAAGAUUUCUUUAAUGAAAGUAUGUUUAAUUAGAAUUUUUGAUAGGUGACAAAGCCUUGUUUCAGUUGCGCACUUUGUUCAGUUUAACAUUUUUGACCUCUAUUUGGCCAUCCGUCCAUAUUUUCCAGGCAAUGAGUACCUUAAUCGUUUUUAACCAUUUUUGGCCUGUUUUCAUGACGUUUCACCCGAAUUCAUGUCGGUAGAUAAUUUUAAUUAGAUUUAAGUGAUUUUACUGGUGUUUUUGUAAAUUCUGCUUUGCACUAAGGAAUGCAUGUUGAAUUUGCCCUUUGAAUUUUUCGAUCACGUCCGGAGUUAAUUUAUUGAAAAUUUUUAGCCAAUCAUUUUCGAUGUAAAGGCUUAGUACCCUCUGUAAAUGGACAAAAACCUUAGAGUUUUAAACUGUACAUUUGUUUUUUCCCCUUCUGUUAUUAUCAAAACCUUGUAUACAAGCAGUUAAAUUGUAAUUUUUUAUAUUGGUCACCUCGUUUUAUAUUGACACAACCCAAGCUUCAUGGCGAAAAUUCAGGUUAAAAGAUCACUUCGGCGAAGCAAUUAUCUCGAAGGUUCAAUGCAAAUGCGUUUUCUUUAACCAAUCACAGAAGAGUUGCUUAAGCAUUAAUUUGAGUUAGGAGGAUGGGUUGCUGGGUAGUAUAAAAUCCGGGAGUGACAACGAUAUUUGGAGAGUGCGUUCCUGAUACUGCAAUGUGAAGAUGUAUGAAGAUAGUUGAAGAUUAAAGAAAGUUUAAAGAAAGAAAGUAACUACUCAUUUGUUGAAGAAGAACCAGCUAGUUCUCCAUAAAAGGUUCUUUCAACAUUACAAGCAAAUCCGUGCCCCCACCGCUGUAUUAAAGUUACCGUGAGGAGAGUUACAUCUGUCCACCUCCAGUGGAUUUUUUGCUGUGUUGCAGGAUUUGCAAAGAGUUAAAAAUGUAUUACACUGUAUAGAGCCUGGGAUGAGCUUUUCAAUGUAAUCUCGAUAUUAUGGGAUGUGGCUUUCGCUGUGAGAACCCAGUCAGUGGCGUCAUUCAAAAUACCUCAACAUCGAUACCCGCCAUCAAAAUUCUGAAACUUCCCCAAAUGGAACAAAAAUUAACUGAGACUUUUGUCCUCAACGACAUUUUAUUUGCAAUUUGCUGACACUGUCGUCUUCAAAAAUAGAAAAAGCAGUCAUUCCCUCCCCUACCCACUAAACAAUGUUGUCCCGCUGAUCAGGUUAGCCUAGGAAACAAUAAACGCGUCAACAUUGGUUGAGAGGGAGGAGGAAGGGUCCGGAAUGUCUUGGUUUCAAAACUCUACCCCAUCUGACAGCUUGACAAUUGUCACAUCAGUUUUGUUGUCUGUUCGAGCCAUUUUCAUGCUUUUCACGACAAAUUCACCAAAGCAUGAACACCAGAGAGCUUUUGGAAAUGUUCAUUUUCCUAGGAUCAAUCGCAUUAGAGAUAAAGAAAAGUUAGCGAGCCGCAAACCACAAAUUAACAAUGGUUGCAACUUCCAGAACAAGUUUCCCACAUUUCGUUGGUCUUUUCCCUCGACGCAAGACAUUGUAGAAGUAAUUUUGGAGUUGAUAGUUUUCUGAGAAUAAUAAUCAUAAUUUAAAUAAUUAAGAUUUGUAACGCCCUGGUUCCAUACAAAUUUUCUGAAUUUCAUAGUUAUUAUUAAAAAAAUUGUGCGAAAAACUCACUUUUCAGCUUUUAAAUAGCUUGCCCUUUUGUCACUGAUGAGGUCACAUAUUGUAACCAUAAUAACCAGACACCGUCCCAUUUUGUCUAAAAUGAGUAUAUUUGCAGUAGCGGAACUCCCGUAAUAUAUUAUCUGCAUUAGUUAGCAAUUAACGAAUGAGGCUGAUCUCGGAGGGUGUUAUCCACCGAGGCCGAAGGCUGAGCUGGAUAACACCCUCCGAGAUCUGCUUAAUUCUUCAUAUCCUACGAAAGCCGAAUUCAUUAACUGCUUUAUUCUUCAUUCAAAAUAAUUCCUAGUUUAAAAACAUAGCUGAAACAUUCCUACCUGCAUCGAUGUUAAAUUCAUCUUCGAUAGUGUACGUUUAGGUUUGUCCAGCUCCGCAAAUAUUCUGCAAAUAGCAGAUGUCGCCCUCCGAGUUCUCUUUUUGCUGUUUUUGCCACGUUUUAGCUAUUAUUUCGCCUAGUUGCAGCUGUAGUUCUUACUCGUGAAACGAGUGAAAUAUCCGCCCUUUUUUUUUCACAACCAACACAACUCAACCUCGUCCCCAGGUCUUCUCGGUAACGGUGCCUUAACCUGUAGCGGGCUGCAUUUUUGACGUAAUUUCCUCGUUAAACAUAGCCUACGAAAACAUCCGUUUCUCCUCGCUCUUCGGCGCCGGGGACGUUUCGCGAGGAGGAACGUCUGCGACUCAGCGGCAGAAAUUCCAUACUGAUGACACAAACCAAUGUUUACAUAAUAAAUCCAGUAGUCAUGGGGUUCCAAAUACAAAGUUGUCCAAUUUUACCUGUCUUCUGGUCGAUUUUGGUAAAGUGAUGUGUUCAUCUGCCAAAGAGCUCCAGCAAAACUCAAAUACUUCUUCUAGAAAAGACUAUAUUCCACAAAUAUUGACUAUUUUGUUUGAGAUUCUUCGCGUUUGCAUUUGACCUUUGUGGCCUUUUGUCUUUUGUCGUUCAUUCGUAAACAAUAGCUAAAACAAUGUAACUACUCCAUCGAACAAUCAGCGCCUCUGACCGGAUUCCGGACAGAUUUUACGUCAUCAGUAUGGAAUUUCUGUCGCUGAGUCGCAGACGUUCCUCCGCGCAAAACUUGCUCAUCGACGAAGAGCGAGGAGAAACGGAUGUUUUCGCAGGCUACUUUAAACACAAAAUUCUUCCAAAUUUGGUCAUCAGCAACUGGUUAUGGUGAAUUAUGCGUGUGCUUUUAGCCAAUCACAAUUGGGUAAAUCUUUUGAAUGAAUGAUAAGAAUAGUUGAUAAGUAAUGCCAAAUGAAUUCCCUCUUGAUUAUUUUCGCUCUUAAACAUGAUCAUUUCCAUUAUACAGGUCAGUCUAAAGAAUCUCUCUAGAAAAACUUUCUUGCAAGUGGAUGAAAAAUCUGGUUUUACUCUGCUCCAGGCGGCUGUCUUUGAGGAAAAAUACAACCUUGUUCUAGAAGCUAGUGGCCUUUUGGACAACUUUGUAGAAGAGAUGGAACUUACAAAAACGGGAAAAAACGCCAAAGAAUUUAUAGGAAAAACGGCAGUUGACUUCUUGUCACUUAGAAAGACAACAAACCCAUUUCAUAUUGAUAUCGAAAGGAUUUAUGACAAAUUGGCUGAGCACAACAGCAGACUGACUGAGCUGCCGUGGGGUACAUGCGACGAUAAUGUGGAACAGGCAGUUGAACUUGUAUUAAAUAACGGUGUAGAUAUUAAUGCCUCAGGAUCAGACAAUGAUUCCACAGCCUUGUUGCAUGCCAGUCGGUCAUCCUCAAGUCAGUUUAUUGAGACCCUCAUUGAUCUUGGGGGCGACGUUAACGCCCAAAGGAGAAAAAGCAAAGAAACACCACUAAUGUUAGCAGCUGACUGGAACAACUACAUGGCAGCAAGCUUAAUUUUAAGACAUGGAGCUGAUGUAAAUGUCCAUAUUAGUAAUGGGUUCACGCCACUGCACGUUUCAGUCAAUAAAAGUCACGAAAACCUUGUCAGAUUGUUACUUAAACACAACGCAAAUGUGAAUAUUCAAACUACUUAUGGAUAUACACCCCUUCGCCAGUCAUUCUUAAAAGGUAACGAAAGCCUCUGUAGACUGUUACUUGAACACAAAGCGGAUGUAAAUAUUCAAGAUAAAGAUGGAUAUACACCCUUGCACCGGUGUGCCUUAAUGGGUAACGAAGACCUCUGUAGAUUGUUAUUUGAACACAACGCGGAUGUAAAUAUUCAAGAUAACCUUGGAUAUUCACCCAUGCACUGGUGUGCCUUCAAGGGUAACGAAAACCUCUCUAGAUUGUUGCUUGAACACAACGCGGAUGUAAAUGUUCAAGAUAAUAAUGGAUAUUCACUCUUGCACUGGUGUGCCUUUAAGGGUUACGAAAUCCUCUGUAGAUUGUUACUUGAACACAACGCAGAUGUAAAUAUUCAAGAUAAAGAUGGAUAUACACCCUUGCACCGGGGUGCCUUACUGGGUAACGAAGACCUCUGUAGAUUGUUAUUUGAACACAAUGCGGAUGUAAAUAUUCAAGAUAAUCAUGGACAUUCACCCUUGCACUGGUGUGCCAGAGAGGGUAACGAAAACCUCUGUAGAUUACUACUUGAGCACAACGCAGAUGUACAUAUUCAAGAUAAUCAUGGAUAUACAGCCUUGCACUGGUGUGCCUUCAAGGGUAACGAAUACCUCUGUAGAUUGUUACUUGAACACAACGUGGGUGUAAAUAUUCAAGAUAAUCAUGGAUAUUCACCCUUGCUCUGGUGUACCUUCAGGGGUAACGAAAACCUCUGUAGAUUGUUACUUGAACACAGUGCGGAUGUAAAUGUUCAAGAUAAUCAUGGAUAUACACCCUUGCUUUGGUGUGCCUUAAUGGGUAACGAAGAGCUCUGUAGACUGAUACUUGAACACAACGCUGGUGUAAAUAUUCAAGAUAAAGAUGGAUAUACACCCUUGCACUGGUGUGCCAGAGAGGGUAACGAAAACCUCUGUAGAUUGUUACUUGAACACAACGCGGAUGUAAAUAUUCAAGAUAAUCUUGGACAUACACCCUUGCACUUGGGUACCAUAGAGGGUAACGAAAACCUAUGUAGAUUGUUACUUGAACACGACGCGGAUGUAAAUAUUCAAGAUGAUGAUGGAUAUACACCCUUGCACUUGUGUUCCUUAAUGGGGAAGGCAAACGUCUGUAUAUUAUUACUUGAACACAACGCAAAUGUAAAUACUCAAGAUGAAGAUGGAUAUACACCUUUGCACUGGUGUGCCAGAGAGGACAACCAAAACCUCUGUAGAUUGUUACUUGAACAUAACGCGGAUGUAAAUACUCAAGAUGAGGACGGAUAUACACCCUUGCACUGGUGUGCCUUAACGGGGAACGAAAACCUCUGUAGAUUCUUACUUGAACAAAACGCGGAUGUAAACAUUAAAGAUAAUCAUGGACAUACACCCUUGCACUGGAGUACUAGAAACGGUAACGGAAACCUCUGUAGAUUGUUGCUUAAACACAACGCGGAUGUUAAUCUUCAAGAUAAAGGAACACCUUUCAGCUUUUAA
Messenger RNA from Porites lobata, 29859 nucleotides. Lineage: Eukaryota; Metazoa; Cnidaria; Anthozoa; Scleractinia; Poritidae. The record is from the annotation of a GenBank genome assembly.